CAAACGCCAGUCUCAGCGAAACAAUCCCAUCGGCAUCAGUAUAAGUGUCAGCCUCAGUCAGAUACAAGGCGGAAAAUCUCGUAGUAAAUGUAUUUUGUAUUUUCGCCGUGUUAAUCACACACAUAUAUUCCCCGUGCACUCUCUAAAGCCGAAACGAAGACCCAUGUCUGGGAAAGAGUUCGCUUCCGAGGAGAACUUCGGUUCGUCCCUGCUGCUGGUCCUGUUGGCCAUGGUCUUCGUACUGACGUUCACGACGCUCGGCUGUUGGUCGCGCAACGCCUCAGGAAGGCCCGCCCGGAAGGCCCUGGCGGCCAGGAGCGCGGCCUGGAAUGUCCUCGGAUCGUGUGCCCUGGUGCUCUUCGUUGUCGUGGCCUGGACCAUGGUGACCAUCGUGGGCGUGGGCCUGAUCGGCCGCACACGCUCCGGCAAUGCGUUCAAUCCCCACAAGAUCCUGCAGGUGCCGUCGUCCUGCUCGCAGGCGGAGAUCAGGAAGGCCUACCGCGAGCUCUCCAAGGUCCUGCAUCCGGACGUCCGCGGCACGGGCGACGAGGCGCAGUUCAUUCUGCUGAGCACCGCCUACCGUGCCCUCAUCAAGAGCCCGGCCAAGGAGAACUACCGACUGUUUGGCCAUCCGGACGGCUCUGACGCCCUGGGCGCUGAUCGGCCGGAGGCACUGGGACGCUUCUACAAUUGGGUCACACAGAGCGUGCAGUCCUUUGGCCAGUGGCUGAGGACCAAAUUCGGCAGGACUUGAAUCUGUUAAUUAAAGUUUCCCCCAUUUGCAUUUGCCUGCUCCCGAACGA
Molecule: messenger RNA, 803 nt
Organism: Drosophila pseudoobscura
Lineage: Eukaryota; Metazoa; Arthropoda; Insecta; Diptera; Drosophilidae
Product: dnaJ protein ERDJ2-like
Exons: 2
Coding region: 164-754 (196 amino acids)
Source: RefSeq, a predicted model, not a curated record